Molecule: messenger RNA, 5198 nt
Organism: Zootoca vivipara (common lizard)
Lineage: Eukaryota; Metazoa; Chordata; Lepidosauria; Squamata; Lacertidae
Gene: CIITA
Product: class II major histocompatibility complex transactivator
Biological process (GO): positive regulation of transcription by RNA polymerase II; positive regulation of MHC class II biosynthetic process; positive regulation of MHC class I biosynthetic process
Molecular function (GO): protein binding; ATP binding
Source: RefSeq, a predicted model, not a curated record
CUGGCUUUGCAAGGCCUCCUUGCAGGAAGGACUGUGGGUUCCUUUGCAGCGAGGCAGCCUAGGAAACUAAAUCUGGCUGCCUUCAAGCCUUCAAGGUUGUGCAACAGGUGGCAUAUUUCGUGUGUGAGGCAGGGAGGAGGAGGAUGCUUCCUGCUCUUGACCGGUGGUGCCAGAAUAAAAGGGAAUUUCCUUUUUCGUCCCCUUUCCGGGAUUCCCCCAGUAUUGUGAUGGCCAGUCUCAAACUCCCAACUUCUGGGUUGCAGAGAGAGAGAGAGAGAGAGAGAGAGAGAGAGAGAGAGAGAGAGAGAGAGAUCACUUUAAUUACAGUUCCUCUUCUGUUACACGACUGCUUCUUGAGCAUCUCAGUUGUAAAAUCUGCACCUUGCAGGUUUUCGGAAUGGGACCAUUUGACAGCCAGCUGCUCCAAGGUGACACCAUGGACCCAGGCGUCCUGGCUGGGAAGAGCUGCCUGGACCUGCUGUUCAGUGACAUCGACAUUCCGGUUCUGUAUAAGCAGGUAGUGGAAACAGAACCUGACGAUCAGGAAAACAACCCUGAUCUCUUUUACACAGUGGAAAGUAAUGAGAGUGGAGAACAAGUCUGCCUGUGUGCGGACACUGGAGAGGCCUAUGAUAAAAUAGCUUCCUUGGCAGAAUACGUGCUAAAAGACCAGCAAGAAAAACCUGAGGAAGAUCUGUUUGGAAACUUGGUUCUAGAUGAAGCAGCGGCUGAAACCCCAGGGGAGGCCGAGAAACGGGGCAGCUGCUCUGAUCCUCCAGAGCCCAAACGCAGGAAACUCGGGCAUCCACCGGCUCUCUGCGUCGUCAGCGGCAAUUGCAUCACUAUCCCUCUGAGCUGCUCCCCAGCUGACACUCUCUCGCCGCCCGACUUCCACAUGGCGUUUUCGGUGACCACCAUCAGCCCUGCCUUUGAACCUCUUGCAAGCCCCAACCUGUACUACUGCCCGCUCGGCGUGGAAGAUAUUCAGGUAGUCUUUGCCUUCGAGCCUCUCAAUCAGCGCGUGAAUAUUCUUGCUGAGCCAGAAGGUGCCGUCAUUAAUGCCUGUUCUGAUGUAGCUGUGGUUGACAAAGGACCUGGAGCCCCACCUGUUCCUUCAGAGCAAGCUCACAAACGACCAGGCCCUGUGGAUGCGUUUCGCAGGAGGCUAAAAGACCACUUCCGGGAGACAUGCCAAUUUGCGCCCAUGGAGCGAGAGUUCGCCCUGGACCGCCUUUACAUCGAACGCGACUUGGCGCUGUGCCUCGUGGAAAGCAAGAACGCCGGGAAAAAUGCCGACCUGAGGCCCUGCAACCUUAGAGAGAAAGGGAAGGUUGCGGGGAGCAGCCAGCUCUUUCAGCUGCCGUGGAAGAACAACCAGGGAACCAAAGUCAUCGUCGUCUUGGGGAAAGCCGGAAUGGGGAAAAGCCUGCUGGUCCAGAAGAUCUGCCUGGACUGGUCCAGAGGCCUUUUGCCCAAUUAUGGCUUCCUUUUCCGAUUCGAUUGCCGGAUGCUGGGCCUCCUCCCUGAAAACCGCUACAGCCUCAAGCAGCUGCUGUUUGAGCUCUCCGCUGGGCCUCAAGAUGGCGGUGACGACAUCUAUAGGCACGUCCUGCGGUACCCAGAAAAGGUCCUCCUCAUUUUUGAUGGUUUUGAAGAGCUGAAGGACCGGGAUGGCUUAACACCUGGUGUGGACAGCCUGCCCCACAAGGAGCCCUUGGAUAUUGGAGGCAUCUUGGCCAGUAUCUUCCAGAAGAAGGUUCUCGGCGGCUGCACGGUACUGCUAACCUCCCGCCCCAAGGACAAGUUGCAGCAGCAUUUAUCGAAGGUGGACGCGGCGCUCGAACUGGCAGGGUUCUCCACGCAGCAAGCCGAGUCCUACAUUGCUCAGUACUUCGAAGGAUCGCCCUGCUGUGGCGAGACGGUGGCUUUGAUCAGGAACUGCCCUUACCUAUUCAGCCAUUGCUACACUCCUGACCUGUGUCGGUUCGUUUGCGAGGCUGUGUCUGAAGUGGGGGGCAAGGAACUGCCUUCCACGCUUACCGGCCUGUUGGCCAAGUUCCUACUCCAAAAACUGAUGCGUUCCUCAACCCCCAAGCACCAGAAUAUCGCCGCUUUAGCUCAGGUGGCCUGGUCUUCCGGAGAGGACCACCGGAACGCACUCAUGAGCUACAACUUUCCGUCCACGGAAGUGAAGGAGUUUGCUCUCAGCUGCGGACUGGUGGCCCCCCUCGCAUUCCCGAAAGACUCGAGCAGCGGGAAAGAGGAAUGUGGCUAUGUGUUCCCUAGCUUUGUGGUCCAAAAUUUCCUGGUUGCGCUGCAUUUGGUGCUGGCUAAAGAGAUCAAGGACAAAACGCUCACCAAAUACCUCCGGCUGCUCUCCAAAUCCAAGAAGUUUCUCUCCUCUUGGAGCUUGGUACCUUGUUUUUUGUCCGGCUUGCUGUUUUUAGGGGGCAAGCUGAGCUCCUCUGUCCUUUUCAGAGAGGAGGGGGAGAUGGACACCAAGAGAAUGGCCACCAAGAAGCAGAGAAGCUUCUCGAAAUACGUCCGGAAACUCAUGGAGCGUAAUUUGAGUCCGGACAAGCUCCUUGAUCUCCUCCACUGUCUCCACGAAGCGGGAGAUCCUUGCCUUUUGAAGCAAAUGGCUUUAGAACUCAAGUGUGACCUCUCUUUCUUGGGGUUUGCUCUCACGCCACCCCAUGUCUACAUUCUCCACUCUGUCAUCAAACAAGCCAAAAGGAAGUUUGCUUUAGAUUUGAGAGGGAGCGCCAUUGACUCGGAAGGAUUCAGACAGCUGGUCACCCUGAAGAAUGUUGCAUCGUUCAGGGCAUCCCUCAGCGAUGCAGUCCGGCUCUGGAGGCAGUUGUGGGAAGCCGAGGAAACAGACCAACUGCAAUCUGCCGUUGAGAAGUUUAUGGUUGUUCCGUUCAAAGCCAAGACAAUGAGGGACAUUGAUGAUCUCUGUGCUCUUGUCGACAUGCAGGAGAAAAUGACCCAAAGCGAGGCAGAAUCAGCUGGUGGUAGCAUCCGCCUCCUCCCUGCCGUCGCAGAGCUUAAACAAUUAGAAUUCACAUUGGGUCGUGUCUGUGGCUUGACGGGCUUCCGAAAGCUGGUGGGGAUCCUGGGCACAUUUCCUGCCCUGCAACAUUUAGACUUGGAUUCUCCCAACGAGAACGAGAUCGGAGACGAAGGAGUGUCUAGCCUCACCAGCGUCCUUCCUCGCUUGUCCUACCUGGAAACAUUAAACCUGUCGGGGAACAAAAUAACAGACCUGGGGGCAGAGAAGUUAGCCAAAGCGCUUCCGUCAUUGCGUUCGCUGAAGACACUAAGCUUGUACAAUAAUAACAUUGGAGAUGCUGGGGCAGAACAUUUUGCCAGAGUGCUCCCAGAGACAGCUUCUUUGAGAGUGCUUGACAUCCAUUGCAACAAGAUAACUGCUGCUGGAGCUCAGCACCUGACGGACAGCUUGAGAAAAUGCCCCCACGUCCAGAGUGUGGCGCUAUGGAACCCCACUAUUCCCCAUGGACUUCUAGAUCAUCUGCGGCAGCUGGAUUCCCGAAUCAGAUUACUCUAGAUCCAGCAAAACCAGGGCCAAACAAGGUUGGGAUUUUGAAAUGCGCACAUCCUUUCGAACGGAGGAUGAGGAGCUUGACAUUUUGCAUGGAGUGCUUCAUGAAUGAAAAUGGGAAACCGACAACACCACCUACGGAGGCCUCUGGUCCUGAACGCAUGGAUUUGGGAAAUAGCUUGACACGGUUUUGAGGAGCCACAAGAGAAUGCAAAGUGCAGUUUCUCCAAAAUGAUCUUUAGCAGAUGAAUACUGUGGAGCAGUGCAAUGUCUUUUUGUAUAUACAGUGGUAACUUGGUUCUCAAACUUAAUCCAUUCUGGAAGUCCGUUCCAAAAACCAAAGCGUUCCACAACCAAGGCGUGCUUUCCCAUAGAAAGUAAUGCAAAAUGCGAUGAUUGAUGAAUGGCAGAUGAAGUUGAUAGAAUAUAUGGAGCUGUCUGAACUGACUGGGAGAAUCCGCGACAGAGGAAGAGAGAAGACUGGAAGAAAUUUAAGACAUAUCUGGAAAAGAAUUAUAAGAUAAAAAAUGGGUAGCAAGGGAGUGGAAGUACAAAGAAGCUAUAGAAGCAUUAGUUUAAAGAAGUAAGGAGAAAGACAUGUGUUUUUUAAGUAUAUAAGAUUUAAUGUAUAAGAGUAAAGAAUUAUGAGAAGAAUGGAGUUGAUAAUAAUUAUAUGAUGUUUGGUAUUAGAAAAAGUGAAGAAUGUUGAAAAUGAGAGCGCUGAUAUAGUUAUUACUAGAAACGUGGAGGGAGGGAAGGAGGAAGUCACUGAUACAAGAAUUAUAUUAGUAAAGGAUGUAAGAAGUUUUUUGUAUUUUUAUGUUUCUGAUGUAUUUUUAUUUGUAUCUUUCUUUUCUUUUUAGUGUGUUCUUUGUUUGUAUUUUAUUCUGUAUUCUUUUUUUGAAAAACCAAUAAAAAUGAUUUUAAAAAAAAUUAAAAAAAGAAAGUAAUGCAAAAUGGAUUAAUCCGUUCCAGACUUUUAAAAAUAGCAAUUUAACAUGAAUUUCACUAUCUAACAAGACCAUUGAUCCAUAAAAUGAAAGCAAUAAACAAUGUACUGCAGUCACACAAUCAAUCAAUCAAUCAAUCAAUCAGUAGCUGAACUGGGUUCCACACAGUCACCAAAAACAAACAAAAAAGAGCUACAAAAACGGUAAAUAAAUAGCAAAAACAGACAGCCCUCAAUGUAACAUUCAAAAUGGAAGUGUGGCACUCAAAACAGAAGCAUAACACUCAAACUGGGAGCAUAACACUCAAAACAGAGCAUGUUCAGCUUCCAAAAAAAGUUCGCAAACCUGAACACUUACUUCCGGGUUUGCAGUGUUUGGGUUCCAAGUUGUUUGAGUAUCAAGGCGUUGAGAACCAAGGUACCACUGUACACACAUUUCUUAUUGGACCAUUGUAGAUUUCCCAUGCCCCCUCCCCGUCUCUCUCUAUGAGUCAUUUCAACACGGUUUUACGGUGUGUACAACCUUCAGUAAAUAUUCUAUUCUAAAUAUACUAUUCUCAAUAGUAAUACAGAAUUGUAUUGGAAAUAAAUGCACGAGUGAUUAUAAGAGUGGAAAAGGAAGUCGGAAGAGUGCGGAGGGAAGUGUAGGGGGGAGGAGGAGUGAAAGGGCGGGUAAAGGGGAAU